Petromyzon marinus (sea lamprey) is the source of this 928-nucleotide messenger RNA. RefSeq names its product cornifelin (gene CNFN). The record is from RefSeq and is a predicted model, not a curated record. NCBI's taxonomy places the organism in Eukaryota, Metazoa, Chordata, Hyperoartia, Petromyzontiformes, Petromyzontidae.
ACUACCGCGCACGAGGCGGAGCGGUCAAGCGAGUUGGGGCGGAUCGAUGCCUCGGAAGGCUGUCGUCUCGCCGGCAUUGUUCCCCUCCAGAAUCAGAUUUAUCUUUUAAAAUGUAAGUUUGGUGGCCGUGUGGCUCAGAGAUCCAGCCAGGGGCGCAGCUAUAAAGUGUUUUCCCGGCACCGUGUGGGGAUGACGACGACGACGAUGAUGAUGAUGGCGGUGAUGCAAUGAGACUCGGCGAACCCAAAUCGACCAAACCCUCGCUGCUACAUCGUUUGCUGUCCUCCCCCAACACCUGCGAUGAGCACGGGUGGCUACGGACCGUGCGAAAAAAGUUCAACACACACCAUGAGUGCAGUGGCGGUGGUGAUUCAACUGUGGCAGCCGCAAGCCUCCUCCUCCCAGCCAGCCAGCCCAACGUGCACGUGGCGGUGAUGUCGCAGUCGUUCGUGGUGACCCAGCAGCCCGGCGUGGCGUACGCCCAGCAAGCCCCGCACGCCCAGGAGAAGUGGAACUCGGGCCUCUGCGACUGCUGUGAUGACAUGGGCAUCUGCUGCUGUGGGCUGUUCUGUAUGCCGUGCCUCGAGUGCCGCGUGGCGAGUGACUAUGGCGAGUGCUGCUGCUUGCCAUUGUUGCCCGGAACCAGCUUCUCCAUACGCACCGGCAUACGGGAGCGUCACCAUAUCGAGGGCACGGUGUGCCGUGAUUGGGUCCACCUGGCAUGCUGCUUUUCGUGCGCCUUGUGCCAGACUGCGCGGGAGCUCAAGCAUCGGCGCAGGCAGGCGAACGUGGUCACCUACCGUGGAUAAGAGGGCAUCGCCAUCAUCACCACCACCACCACCACCACCAUCAUGAUUAGCACCAUCAUCAUAGAACAACCAUCAUCACCUUCAUGAUCAUCAUCAUCAAUCACCACCAUCAUCAUAGA